UGAUUAGGACUAACACCUCUCUCUCUCUCUCUCACACACACACACACACACUCAUUCUCUCUCUCUAGUUUAUAAAUACAUGAUCACCAUCCUUAUAAUUAUACUACAAAAAGGGUAGGCUUGGAAGCAGUUGAUGAACCUGAGAUGAGCAAUAGUCCAUCACAUUGCAGUAGAUCCUGGUCCAUUAGUGAGGACUCACUAAGAAGGUAUGUGUUCUAUGCAAGUGAGAAUUGUAUUCAAGAGUUGUUAUCAGCAUCAGACUCCAACAGGUUUGGGAAUGACAAAGAUGGUUGGAAGGUUCUCACACUUGACAAUGGAGUAGAGAUAUCUAAGCGCAGGUCCGGAUCGUUUCACACCUUUCGUAGCCGCUGGCUGCUCAGAUCAGUCUCUCCCCAACAAUUCAUCACUGUGGCCACUGCCAUUGAUGCUGCAAAGCAAUGGGACUCUGAUUUGAUUGAAGCAAGGUACAUAAAAGACCUUGAAGACAAUCUCAGUAUCAUCAGCCUAAGGUUUGGAGAGAGCUCUAAGCCUCUUUUUAGGAACAGAGAGUUCAUUGUCUAUGAGCGACGUGAAACCAUGGAUGAUGGGACCUUGGUUGUAGCAGUAGCUUCAUUGCCAAAAGAGAUAGCAGCAGGAUUGCACCCGAAGCAAAACAACGCAAUCAGAGGACUGUUGCUGCAGUCUGGAUGGGUCAUUGAGAAGCUUGAAGAUGACUCUUGUAUGGUCACCUAUGUUGUUCAGUUGGACCCUGCAGGAUGGUUGCCCAAGUGCUUUGUGAAUAGGCUCAACACCAAACUGGUUAUGAUCAUUGAAAACCUUAGGAAACAAGCGCAAGCUUCUCCGACUAAAGAUGAUACUACAUGAUUAUCAAUUUGUUUUAAAAUGUGGAAAGGAAAACUAAGGAAUAUAUAUAUAUACUCCUUUUUGGUCAGGGCUAUAGCAUCAACCAUAAUCAUUUACUACUA
Messenger RNA from Cornus florida, 965 nucleotides. RefSeq lists its product as uncharacterized. NCBI's taxonomy places the organism in Eukaryota, Viridiplantae, Streptophyta, Magnoliopsida, Cornales, Cornaceae. Gene Ontology annotation, molecular function: lipid binding. Bases 145 to 864 code for a protein of 239 amino acids. The transcript has 5 exons. The record is from RefSeq and is a predicted model, not a curated record.